Molecule: messenger RNA, 4383 nt
Organism: Salvelinus fontinalis (brook trout)
Lineage: Eukaryota; Metazoa; Chordata; Actinopteri; Salmoniformes; Salmonidae
Product: zinc finger protein 710-like
Exons: 5
Coding region: 107-2227 (706 amino acids)
Biological process (GO): regulation of transcription by RNA polymerase II
Molecular function (GO): DNA-binding transcription factor activity, RNA polymerase II-specific; RNA polymerase II cis-regulatory region sequence-specific DNA binding
Source: RefSeq, a predicted model, not a curated record
UGAUAACAGCAACAGUAGGAGGAGGAUGAGUCGUGGGACCGCCCCACUCUCCCACAGAUAUAAAUAGGAGCCAGAUUUUUUUUACUCCACUCAGUUCUCCUGAAGGAUGAGAUCCCUGAAACACCUCAAACAUCACACCAGGAACAAUGUGGAGGAGGAGAGUGGCCGUCUGGUGCGGUGCUACCCCAAGGUGGUGGAGGGCCAGGUGGAGGGCCAGGUGGAUGCAGGAACACAGACAGAACCCGUGGUGGUGCUGUCACUGGCCCAGGCUGCUGUCCUGGGCCUUAUCUCCCAGAAUGAGAUCUUUGGCGCCACCAUCGCCCCCAAUGGCUUCUACAUGGGCGAGCCCAGGGAGUAUGGCAGGACCCCUCCUACUCCAGAGGGCAUGGAGUAUGAGUACGCUGACCAGCUGAUUGGGGCCAACGGGGACUACCUGGCUGAGCCUGUAGGGGAGUCGGAGCACCACAGCAGUGAGAGGAGGCGCCCCGGGCCCAGAGGGAGGACCAGGAGACCCAGGAGUGAAGGAGGAGCGCCAGGGGAGCCCCCUCAUAGAGUCCCCAACAUACAGACUCAGGUCAAAGGGGAGCGGGGAGAGUCUGACACCCCUCCGUCCUGCAUCCACAUGGUGAAGAGUCGUAGCAGCCCAGGCAAGACAGAUGAGCCAGCCACUCACAGAAGGCCUCUGAAGGAGGAGCAGAGCUGUGGUAACUGUGCUGUGUGUGUGAGAGAGACGUCCAGUCAGACCCAGACAGAUGCACGGCCAGAGCAGGGGCCAGAGGAGAGGAGGGAGGGAGGAGGAGAGGGACAAGAAGAGGAGGUAGCUGAGGAGGAAGAAGGAGUGUUGAACCUCAAGACUGGAGGAGACAGGGGAGACAGUCCCAGUCCCGUCAUGAACCGCUACUUUGAGUCCAGCGAGGUGGCCUAUGAGUCUGCUGACAUGGCCGUGGGGGACUAUGACGAGAGCAGCCAGGGCAUGUUGUGGGCUGCAGACGCUGAGGGAAUAGCCAGGCGCAUGCAGAUCGACCGGCUGGACGUCAACGUCCAGAUAGAUGAGUCCUACUGCGUGGAUGUGGGAGAGGGCCUGAAGAGAUGGAAGUGCCGCAUGUGUGAGAAGUCUUAUACCUCCAAGUACAACCUGGUCACCCACAUCCUGGGCCACAACGGCAUUAAGCCCCAUGAGUGUCUGCACUGCGGAAAGCUGUUCAAGCAGCCCAGCCACCUUCAGACCCACCUGCUCACCCACCAGGGCACCCGGCCACACAAGUGCACCGUGUGUAAGAAGGCCUUCACCCAGACCAGCCACCUGAAAAGGCACAUGCUGCAGCACUCGGACGUCAAGCCUUACAGCUGCCGCUUCUGUGGCCGAGGCUUCGCCUACCCCAGCGAGCUCCGGUCCCACGAGAACAAACACGAGAACGGCCACUGCCAUGUGUGUUCCCAGUGCGCCAUGGAGUUCCCCACCCACGCCUACCUGAAGCGCCACCAGACCAGUCACCAGGGCCCCACCACCUACCAGUGCACUGAGUGCAACAAGUCCUUUGCCUACCGCAGCCAGCUUCAGAACCACCUCAUGAAGCACCAGAACGUAAGGCCCUACGUCUGCCCAGAGUGUGGAAUGGAGUUUGUCCAGAUCCAUCACCUCAAGCAGCAUUCCCUCACUCACAAGGUACUGACACCACAGGCCCUCGCCGACCAGAGUAUGAAGGAAUUCAAAUGUGAGGUGUGUGCCCGGGAGUUCACCCUCUCUGCUAACCUCAAGAGACACAUGCUGAUCCACGCCAGCAUCAGGCCCUUCCAGUGUCACGUCUGCUUCAAGACCUUUGUCCAGAAACAGACCCUCAAAACACACAUGAUCGUCCACCUGCCUGUCAAGCCUUUCAAAUGCAAGGUGUGUGGCAAAUCUUUCAACAGAAUGUACAACCUCCUGGGCCACAUGCACCUCCACGCUGGCAGCAAGCCCUUCAAGUGUCCUUACUGCUCCAGCAAGUUCAACCUGAAGGGCAAUCUGAGCCGACACAUGAAGGUCAAACACGGCAUCCUGGACGCUUCACCAGACGGACAAGCCCCCCCUGACAUAGAGAACCAGGAGGACUAUGACGAAGACAACUUUGAAUUCAGCGAACGAGAGAACCUGGCCAGUAACAACACACCAGACAUCGCUAAACUGUCUGAAUUGGAGUAUUAUAGCAGCUACACCAAGGGUGCAGUGCGCUACAAAACUGUAUGAAUGAUUAAAAGACCCCAUAUUGAGUAGAAAUGUAAACUAAUAAAGGAAGUUAGUGCCACUAGCAGCUGACAGCAAUGUGAUGAGCUUUUACUCACUGUAAGGGCAUGAUUUAAAGUGGUGGAGUCUGCCCAUUCGUAUACACUGGAAUCUGUUCUCUCGCUCUGGCAUUCAUUGGGAGUGAGAGACAGGUAAUUUGGGAUUGUAGAUUUCUCAUCGGUCUGUUUGUUUUGUGCUGAAAUGUGACUUCAGCUCUAGCUGCCACAACAUUGUGAUUGAUAAAUGUAGUUUUCACAGGAAAAAGGGGUCAUAUCUGAAAAUAAACCAUCAUCUAAACCUCUGGGAGAGAUAUACUCAACAUACAUCCCCAGAGGUGGCCUAACUCUGUAAGCACACUUUGUAGGGAAACACCCAUACAGUACAGACGUGGCUCAGUGGUAGAGUACGGUACUUGCAACACCAGGAUUGUGGCAUCGAUUCCCACGGGGGACCAGUACGAAAAUGUAAUCACUCACUACUGUAAGUCGCUCACUACUGUAAAUCGCUCUGGACAAGAGUGUCUGCUAAAUGACUAAAAUGUAAUAGUAAAAUGCACUUACUCAUUCAGAGCCAUCCCCCAGUAAGUCUGUGUGGGUAAAUUAGAAUACAGCUGAGUAUUAUUGCUUUUAUUAACAUAUAUAACAAUGCUUACAAGCCAGUCAAGUAAAUGUGUCCUCUGUUCAUGUCACUUACCAAAGCUGAUACCAUUCAAGCAGUUCUCAUGAUGGUUAGCCAACCAACUUUUAUUUUUAUUUACUUCUCUGUUUUACAUUUAUACUGUGAGUAGUUUCAACUACAGUUCUAGGUUUAGAUAACAUAGGAUGUUCAUUUCAUAUUCUGUUGUAUUUGAAAUGUGCAGAAAGAAUCAUUCGGCCAGUGUCAUUCAGACUCCUCGAGUUGGCUGGUUCUGCGCAAGUCAUCACUUUAUGGCCCCAUGUUACCAGCUUGAUUUGAAGUUUCUGCAUUGGCAGACAUUUUUGUUAUUGAUCCCGAGUUAAAUAAUUGUAUUGAUGCAGCCCACAUCUUUAAGUGAGCUAAAAGCAAAAUAAAAUAUGUUCGAAUUGCCCUUCUGAUGUAGCCACCAUGUGCCAAAGAAUCUGACCAAUGUUGGGCCACAAGGCCAAACCCUACUGCUGAGGACAAUGGUAGUGUAGUGACACCCACUCUCUGCUUUGUAGAGCUAGGACAUUCGAUUUCACGUCCCCCAAUAGCAGACUUCAUGCAAUUACUUUUUAGGCGUCAUGCUCCCCCUAGUAGAUUUUUCCAAACGAUUACCACUAAGACACUAGCGCAGUUUUUUUUAGGAUCCUUCACAAUUCAUGCCCCAUGCAAGCCUUCAUGGAACAGACUGCAACAUUUCUCAAACGCAAACACAGCCCCUGCAUACUCAUUGUGGUUUUGAUGGGUGAAUUGCAACAGGAUCUGUCCUAAAAAACUUUAGACAGAAAUAAAGUGCCCUUGUGUCUCCAGGACUGUGCAAUCCAUCAUGCUACACAUUGGUCUAAAGUGAUGAACGACAACCUCCCAACAUGUGACAGGGCCACGGACCAAGCAGAAAAUGACUUGGGAAAUUCCCUAUAUAUAUAUAUAUAUAUAUAUAUAGUUUCCCCCUGUGCUUCGCUUUAAAACCACCUGCAAACUAGGUAUAUAUAUAUAUAUGCAAGGUUUAUUUUGAAUUGUACACAUUUGCAGCUAAAAGCUGAAUUGCUGCAUACAGAGGCCUACAUACAUUAAGAGAUGUAGUAUACAAUAGUGCAGUCUCAAAGUAAGGUAUAGUGCUGUUGUAGUACCUGCCAGUCCAAGUAGGGGGAAGGUUCAGUUUGUGACUGUAUCUGGUAGAUUUGCCACGGACAUGACCUCUUGUCUGAAGCAGCCAUUUGUUGUAACACCAUUAUGGUAUCCAUACACAAUGUUGAUAUAGUGCGCUUAAUAUACAAAAAUGCUCAUUUCUGUGGGGGAAAAACAAGUCUUUAGUGAUGAAACAAAUGGGGAAAAAACUGAUCUGGAACUUGAAUGGCUUUCUGUGUUACACAUUGGUGUGGAAAUAUGCUGUUGAUAGAAAUGUAAAAUGUGUACCAGACAAUACUGUAAAAUAAUAAAUUUAUUUUAAAACUUUAAAA